CAGUCUGUGUGGCAGUCUGUCGGUCAGAGAGACAGAGAGGGGGAGAGAGAGAGAGAGAGAAGGAGAGAGCCGCGCCAGCGCAGAGGGGCACGGAGACGAAGCAGAGAGCGCAAAAGCUUCGACAUCUGGGGAGAAAAUUAAAACAACUUGCAUUUUUGAAAAAAACAAAGCCAAAAAACAAACAAAAUCGGGACGUAGCGGUGGGAAAAUUUGACCGAUCUUUCGCUUUUUUUCCCUGCACGGACAUAAAAUGAAAGGGUUACCUGGCUGCAUGUUGGAUUUUAAAUCUUAUAUUACACCGCUGCGGCUUUGACUUCAGAGUUGCGCAGGCAGAGUCUGUAUGAGUUGUCUGUUGGAGGAAUUUUAGACACUCCGGAUCAAACUUGAGUUGGACAUCCAGGAACCAGUCAGGGAGUAAGCUAAACCACCUACCCACUGCUCUCACUGCAUGCAGGACACUUAUAAUGACCAUUUGGGGCCAUGUGUGCUGUGAUGGAAGUGGUUCGAAGGGUAUCAUCCUCUGAUGAGCUGUGAAUCAGCCGGUCACGCCUGCAGUCACUCAUGACUCAACACAGGCUCUCAAUCCAAUCCUUGUUCCGAGUUCUGUCGUAAACACCACUACCACCAUGGAUGAGGAUCAAUGCUACUACAAUGAGACCAUCACCUUUUUCUACAACCGCAGUGGCAAGCCUCUUGCUAAAGACUGGGACACCUACAGCCGGUUGGUGAUGGGCCUUGGCAUCACUGUGUGCAUUUUCAUCAUGCUCGCCAACCUUCUGGUAAUGAUCGCCAUCUACGUCAACAGGAGAUUCCACUUCCCCAUUUACUACCUGAUGGCCAACCUGGCAGCUGCUGACUUCUUUGCUGGAUUGGCAUACUUCUACUUGAUGUUCAACACGGGACCAAACACAAAACGUCUGACUGUUUCGACAUGGCUGCUGCGUCAGGGCUUGAUUGACACCAGCCUUACUGCAUCUGUAGCCAACCUGCUUGCCAUCGCCAUUGAACGCCACAUCACCGUGUUCCGCAUGCAGUUACACACACGUAUGAGCAACCGGCGCGUGGUGGUUGUGAUUGUCAUUAUCUGGACUAUGUCCAUAGUCAUGGGGGCAAUACCCAGUGUAGGUUGGAACUGUAUCUGUAGCAUUAAGUCUUGCUCCAACAUGGCACCUCUCUACAGCAACUCUUACUUGGUCUUCUGGGCAGUGUUUAAUCUUGUGACUUUUGUUGUCAUGGUGACACUAUAUGCCCACAUCUUUGUGUAUGUGAGGCAGAGAACCAUGAGGAUGUCACGGCACAGCUCUGGACCACGACGCAACCGAGAUACCAUGAUGUCCCUUCUGAAGACUGUGGUCAUUGUGUUGGGUGCGUUCAUCAUUUGCUGGACCCCUGGUUUGGUCAUCCUCCUCCUUGAUGUUUUCUGCGCUAGCUGCAAUGUCUUGACCUACGAAAAGUUCUUCCUGCUACUCGCCGAGUUCAACUCAGCCAUGAAUCCCAUCAUCUACUCCUACCGUGACAAGGAGAUGAGCGCAACCUUCAGGCAGAUCCUGUGCUGCCAGAGGCAGGAGAAUGUGAAUGGGACGGCAGCGGAGGGAUCCGACCGAUCUGCGUCUUCCAUCAAUCACACGGUGCUGACUGGCAGCACCAUGCACCACCAUCACCACCACAAUGAACAUUCGGUGGUAUAAAAAAAAAGAAAGAAAAAAGAAAAAGCCCAAUGUCUUGGAUUUGAAUCCAUCUUGAAGGGAUUAUUCUCUACAGGAGAUACAGACUGAGAGAAGGUAAAUGAGUGUAUGUCAAGAAGAAUAUGGCAACUAGAAUGAAAGCUGAAAAGACUCAAGCUGUCUGAAGACAGAGCUGAAGAGAACUCUGAUAGGCUGUUAUUAUUUUGUUUUGUUAAUUUCCAUUUGUGUUAAAUGUGUUGUCACAGGCAAAGAUGAUAUGAACUAUUUAAAAUCUGUGAAGUAGAGUAUUGCCAGUAUAGCCCAUCCUCUUUAUCCAAUCUUCCUAACUUUAUGCCUGGUAGGUUUGUACUAUUACUCAUCUAGAGCCCCAUCAUUACGAAAAGUAUCGAAGUUAACAUCCUACAUUUAUGUUAUUGUUGGUUGCUGACUCACCUGAUCCCAGAUUUACAACAUAGUGUUUUUGAUUUUUGUCGGGCAGAAGCUUUAACUUUAAAUGGAUGUGGUGUAGGCUCGAGGCAGGAUAUUGUUACCAAUGUUAUAUAUAUUUCAAAAGAUGUCAUCCAAAGUGAAAAUCCAAUUCACUAUCCUGCCUAUAUUCACUUGUUUUCCAUGUUUUGCAAUCUACCAAAACCCUGUGACAUUGUUUCAUCCAUGAAUUCAACACAUUAUUUUAAUAACCUCAAACAUUAUCAUUUUCUGCUGUAGAGAGUUGUCAUCUAUUGUUUAGCAACAAGUAAAUUACAAAGUACAACCAGAUUCAUUUUUUUAUUCUAUUCUACCUAUCCUCUUUUAUGAACACGCUCUUGUGAAUCCAUCAAAGCAGGUUUUUGCUUCCAUUUAGUUUAAAUAAAGUAAGGAUCCAAUGUUUGCUACAAAUCCUGGAUUGUUUACUCCGUCUAAGGAUUUAAAGGCAAGCUGUUCCAGGGAAAAGAGUAGGAGGAGGACAGUUAUGUGAAGACAGGAUGAGAGUCAUGUUUGGUGCACUUUCAGAGACUUGAUAUUAUGACACCAAAUGUGCUGAGCAGACUGCCUCUCAGUGUUUUCCUUGGUCCCCUGAUGCUGACUUCGGGAGGGAAAAGGGGGACUUGUGGAAGUGAAUGUGAAAGUAUCGCCUGAGUUAGUACCAAAUUGCUUUGUGGUACCUUGAGAAUGGGUUCUUUAACAAAACAACUUAAAAUUAAAAAAGAAAAUCAAAACUUUUGACUCAAAAGCCUUCUCCCACUCUAUUUUUACCAGCUUUCAUGAACUAAUGAUGAUACGUGAGCAUUUACCUACCUCACUUCUGGUGAAUUUAUACCAAGCGGGGUAGAGAAAUAGCAAGAAUGGCUGGUUUAAACCUUUAUGAUUGAUUCUGUAGCCAUGCUAGCCACUGUGUCAGGCAGGGCUGUAGGCACAACAGUGCUAUGACUAUGCUGUUAGGAUGGCUAAUGACUCACAACAUAACCUUGAUUAGCAGCAAGCCGUGCAGUUUGUUGGUUUACACUUUUAAGGCAGUUUGUAAUUUGUCAGUGGUACACAGUGAAAGCUAGCCAAAAGCAGUGCUCUUGAGUUUAGUUUAGUUUUUGUGUUUUUCACCUCCAUUAGAAAAUACACAUUUUCCUUUUAAAAAUAAAGAAUUUGAAUUAAUUGUUUAGAGAAUUCUUGAACUAAAACCCCACAGACACAAAAAUGCACUAAGCCUUAGCAAAUGCUGCAGUUGUUUAACAGAAUCUGAAUGACCAGCAUAGAUUUUUACUUGCUGUAACAUUGGUAUCAGUGAUAUGAAGUAAGCAGAUAUCCAACCAAAACACGUUUUAUUUUGUGUCUCUGUCAGAGAGAUAGUUGACGCUUACUUUAAAAGUAUUAUUGGUAGCCUAUUUUUAUUUUUAUGACAGCAAUGACAAAUUAAAGUCUACUCUUAUCUUCCCCCCUUAGGGUGCCUUUAUAACUGACUCACUUAUGAGCCAGUGCAGUUCGAAUGGUGUAAUAUUUCCACAAGUGCUCUCAUUAACUUGCGAUUUUGUGCCAGCUGAAAUCCAGCAUGGCAAUGCUAUGAUGCACAUUGUUAAAAAUUGCAAACUGAAUGUUUUAAAUCAAAACACAUUCUGGCCAAAAUACAUAGACAAACCUCCCAACAACCGACAGCAAAGUGAGAAUCACUGCCAAAAGUACAGUCAAACGUUUUCCAGGAAACCAGAUGUUUUUCAGGAAUUUCAGCUGCAGAGUUAACAUGAAGUCACCAGGUAUCUUUGCCCAGAUGUUUGGCCUAUUAAUCAGGCAAUUUAUGUUGUGAUAUACAGACAAAGUUUUUUUCACCAUCACUCUGCAACACUUGCAUACAUUUUUGAUGCAUGUGUGAGAUAAAGGACUGUGGUCAGGGCACCUUAGUCAUCACUUUUGUUAGUCAUUUCCUUCCUGUGCCGGUGCUUUUUUUUUUUUAUCUCUAGCUCUGCUUCUACUUGAGCCAAAAUGAGAGAAAUAUUCUAAGGAACCAAUCCCCUAUAGCAAACUUGUUGUCUUAAAUUUGUCCAGCUUUCACAAAAUCUUGACCAGAUUUUGUCAAUAUAUGGCUCUGGACCCAACACUCCAUAUUUGAAAUUCACUGUAACAUUUCUUUUAAGUAUUAAUUCAGGUUAUUAUAUCAAACCAACUAAACAUUCAGUGUCUUUGUUUACUAGUGUGUCAGUCUUUAUGUACCUUUGUAAGUAUGUGUGUACAAUAUGUAUAUAUAAAAUAUAUUAUGCAAAGUUAAUCACCAAAGGGAAACAUGUUUUGUGUCUGUAAAUUUCACUGUGUUAUACUCUGUCCAGAUGUACUGUAGGCUUGUUUGUAUGGGUUUUUUUUAAAUGCCAUUUGUAUUGUGAUCCCAAAUAAUGACUUUCCCAUAAACACUAUUACAGCAACAUUAACUUGUUUGUGAUGCAAAAUUCAAUAUCUAUGAGUGCAGUGCUUUUCAGUUCCUGUCCAUAAAAAGUCAAUUAACAGCAGAAAAGCAGUGAUUUACCCUCUUCUGGUUGAAAGUUUUAAGCUUAGAACAUCUCCAAUCAUACCCAGAAGUGUUUAGCCGUAACCACACCCAUCAGUGCAGUCUGUAUGCACUUGUACAAUACUGCAGCAGUGAGAAGAGUAAAAAAAAAAUGAGCGGUGUUAUGUUACUUUUUAAGCUUGCUAAUACACCAGUCCUGCAUAUGUUUCAGAAGGACAGAGUGUAGGAUUUAGUGGCAUCUAGAGGUCAAGUCGAAGCAUGCAGCUUACACAGAUUGUGGCUAACAACUUACCAAAUUAAAAGUUGUUAGCCAAUGUAGAAAUGCAAGUAUCAGUAUGGAUACAAUGCCUGCCCUCUUUUAUGCCAGUGUUUAGUUAUAUGUAUGGAGAGAGAGAGAGAAAGAGAGCGAGAGAGAGCUACAGAUGUCAACAACAGGCCUCCUGAAACUGCCCAGAAAAUGGUGUGAUGACUUUUAUCUCCUUAGAUUAUAACGUCAUGGCCGUUUUACCCACUUGCUUCUUAUUUUGUCUGAAUGAUGUAUGCAGUGUUUGCUGUGGCCUUCAACUGAUGCUGCUUGACACAAACACUGUGUGAUGCAGUUCAGAAACAUUCUGUAAUACCAAAAAACUGAUGUGCUUAAUAAAAAACAAAACAAAUAACAAAGCUGUAGAUCUGAACAUUUUGUUUUUUCACAGUGAAACAUAACAUUAAAAUGAUGUUGAAAGUUUCCAGGCAAAAAGAAACCCAAAACAUGCACCACAUGUUUUAUAUUUUUAAGUAAUAGUGAAAAAAAAAUCAAUGUGAUUUCCUUACUAUCUCUACUUUAGAGUCCAAUAUCAAUAAAUGUCCAACCACAGUCAUAGUGUUGAUACUCCAGCAACAAUAAAAACAUCAGUCUGACUCCAGGUGAAAGUGUGUGAAAGUUAUCUAUAUGAAAUGAAGGAGCUUUGUGAAAAACAAACAAACAAAACAGAGACUGUAUCUUACUAUGGUUGUUCUGUUUGAUUUCCUGCCAAUAUUUGUGAUUUUGUCCAAACACAUCAGAAUGGGGAACACGGAAAGACACAGGCUUUUAUUGUUGUUGUUGUUGUCGUCGUCAUUUUUUUCCCAGCCCAUUAAAUAGUUUGUGGAAAAUGAGCCUGCUAACAUAGUUUGGGCAACUUUAACUGUUACCAGAAAUUUGUGUGUGACUGUGUAUUUAUUGUUGGAGGAGGAACACAUUUCUUCUCAAUGCUGUUUGUGUGCGACUGUUUUGCAUAGCGAGAAAAUGCUGAAUGAAUAAGUUCCCAAAGCUCACACGGUCUCCUGAGGCAGUGUUUCUGGACUUGGCUCAUAUUCGGCAGACAGUUUGGGGUUGGUUUACGCUGAACUUUUGUCAGUGAAACAGGAAAGAAGGCCCACCCACCCGCAGUGUUGACAACAAUUCAUUAGACACAUGUGAUGCCAUAACUUGAAGUCAUCUUAGAUGAUUUUGGAAUGUAAAAUGUGUAUUAGACAGGCAUAUUUAUUUAUAGCAUAUAUGUAUACAUUAGGUUGUAUAAUCAUGAAAGAUAUAUUUGGGACGAGCUGAAUAGGGGAAGGGACUGAUAAGCAUAUGCUUCCUCCUUCUGCUUUUUGAACAGGACAUUUUUGGAGUAACAUUUUACUUUUGUUUUUCUUUAUUUCCUCAUUAAUAGGAUGGCUUUCAGUGAUUUCAUGUUUAUUUUUGUUAUAUGUAUUUACAAUCAUUACUCAUAUUUUCAAAAUAAAGAUUCGAUUGACUGAU
Messenger RNA from Oreochromis niloticus (Nile tilapia), 6415 nucleotides. It is a transcript of the gene lpar1, whose product is annotated as lysophosphatidic acid receptor 1. Gene Ontology annotation, biological process: G protein-coupled receptor signaling pathway. Gene Ontology annotation, cellular component: membrane. NCBI's taxonomy places the organism in Eukaryota, Metazoa, Chordata, Actinopteri, Cichliformes, Cichlidae. Bases 627 to 1688 code for a protein of 353 amino acids. The transcript is spliced from 4 exons. The record is from RefSeq and is a predicted model, not a curated record. Gene Ontology annotation, molecular function: lysophosphatidic acid receptor activity.